AUGGGAUUUGAGGUUCGAAUAUUUUAUGGGCGCCCGAUUCAGGGUCGGUGUUUACGUAACAUCUAUCUAUCUAUCUAUCUAUCUAUCUAUCUAUCUAUCUAUCUAUCUAUCUUAUUCCAUUUUUCUCUAUAUCCAUACAUAUAUAUAGUAGCUUCUUCUUCUCUUUCUUUCUCCCCUUUUCUUCCUCUCUUAAUUUAUUACCUUUUCUUUUUUUCUCUCUAUCUAUUUCUUUUUCUCUGUUUCUUUCUUUUUCAUUUAUUCUCGUUAUUUAUUUUAAAUUUUUUUCUCUCUUCCUUCGUUUCUUUCUUUCUCUAUUUAUAUCUAAUUAUUUCUCUCUCUCUUUCUCUUCCAUACUCUUUCUUUGAUAUUCUCUCUUUCUAUAUUUCCCCUCUUUCUUUCUUUCUUUCUUUCACUUUUUCUCUUUCUUCUUACUUUUUUUCUAUUCUUCCCUUUUCCUUCUAUUUUCCCUUCUGUCUCUCUUUCUUAACUGCCUGUUGUAACCUCCUCUCUUUGUCCUUUUGCCAGUUUCCUUCUUUUGAAAAAAUUUCAAUUUCUCUCUAUGUAUUAAUCUCAUGUUUCUCUUUCUCAUUUCCUACCUUUUAUUCCCUCUCACUUUCUAUCGCUUCGUCUUCAUUCUUUCUCUCUCUCUCUCUCUCCCUCUCUCUCUCUCUCCCCCCCUUUCCAUUCAUCAUCCCCCUUUUCUUUAUUUUUCUUUGUCUUUCUUUCUUUAUUUGCCCCUCGACUUGUCUUUAUUUUUUACUUUAUUUCUCUUAUUUUUUCAACAUUUGUUAUUUUCAUUUCCUUCAUUCUUCUUCUUCUUCUUCUUCUUCUUCUUCUUCUUCUCUUCUUCUUCUUCUUCUCUCCCUUGUCUCUUCUUUGUCUUUUCUUCUCUUCUUCCUCUUUUCUCCUUCUUCUUCUUUUACUUCUUCUUCUUUUACUUCUUCUCUUCUUCUUCCUCUUCUUCUUCUACCUCUUCUUCUUCUUUUCUCCCUUUUCUCUUCUUUGUCUUUUCUUCUCUUCUUCCUCUUUUCUUCUUCUUUUUUACUUCUUCUCUUCUUCUUCAUCUCUUCGUCUUCUCUUCUUCUUCUCCCUUUUCUUCUUCUUCUUCUUCUUCUUCUUCUUCUUCUUUUCUUCUUCUUCUUCUUCUUCUUCUAUUCUUUGUUAUUUUUUCCUCUCUUCUUUCUCUUUUCUUUUCUCUUCUUCUUUUCUACUUUCUUUUUUCUUCUUCUUUUCUCCUUUUUCUCUUCUUUCUCUUCUUCUUUUCCUCUUCUUCUUCCUCUCUUCUUCUUCACUUCUUUUUCUCUCUUUUCUCUUCUUCUCUUCUUUGUCUUUUUCUUUGUUUUCUUCUUCUUUUUCUCUUCUUUCUCUUCUUUUCUUCCUCGUUUCUUCUCUUCUUCUUCUCUACUUCUUUUCUUUUUCUCUUCUUCUCUUUUUCUUUUUCUUCUUUUCUUAUUCUUCUCUUCUUUUUCUCUUUACAAAUGGAAAAGAAAAAAAACUUUGAUAGGCGUUGCCAAUUAUUUUCCCUUCUUCGUUCCUUUUACCCAUCUCUCUCUUACACACACACUCUCUCUGCUUCUCUCUAUCACACACUCUCUCUCUCUAUCUCCCCCUCUUACACAUACUUUCUAUCUCUCUGACACAGAUACACUCUCUCUAUAUAUCUCUCUCACACUCUUUAUCUCUUUCUCAUACACAUUCUCUAUCUCUCUCUCUCUCUCUCUUCAUCUAUUUAUCUAUCUUUUGCACUCACUUUCUCUAUCACACUUUAUUCUGACUUUCUGUCUCUUUCACUUCACUAACAUUUCUUUUUUUACUCUCUCUUGCUCUCUCUCUCCCUCUCUCUUCCUGUCUCUGUGCGUGUGUACCUUUUAUUUCAUCUCACCUUCUUUCUCUGGCGUUCUGUCUCUCUCCUCUUUAUACCUUAAAUUUGAAGUCAAUUUUUCAUUUUCACUCUUUCUCUCUCUCUCUCUCUCUCUCUCUCUCUCUCUCUACCUUUUCUCUCUCCCUCUUUCUCUAUCCUUUUUAGCAUUCAUUUUAUUUGACUUUCUCUCUCACUUUCUCUUUUUUUUACUCUAUCUGCUGUGUCUUUCAUUCUCUUUUUCUUUCUCUCUUUCAUUCACGCUCUCUCACUGUCUUCCAAUUUAUCUCACGUUUUCUCUCUCUCUACCUCUCUCGCUCUACCUCUCUCCCUCUCUCAUGUUUCUGCUUAAAUUUAUCUCUGUUAUUCUAUAUUUUAUUUUCCUGUUUUCUUUCUUCUCUUACUCUCCUCGCUUAUUCUUCUAUCCUCCCACUCUCUUUAGUAUAUCAUCUCAACCUUUCACUCUAUUGGUUUCCCUCUCUAGUCUCUUCUCAUUUUCUCUCUAUAUUAGUUGA
Molecule: messenger RNA, 2373 nt
Organism: Acanthosepion pharaonis
Lineage: Eukaryota; Metazoa; Mollusca; Cephalopoda; Sepiida; Sepiidae
Source: the annotation of a GenBank genome assembly